This is a messenger RNA of Pyrgilauda ruficollis (rufous-necked snowfinch), 1825 nucleotides long. Its product is annotated as pollen-specific leucine-rich repeat extensin-like protein 3. NCBI's taxonomy places the organism in Eukaryota, Metazoa, Chordata, Aves, Passeriformes, Passeridae. The coding region runs from base 830 to 1825 and encodes 331 amino acids. The record is from RefSeq and is a predicted model, not a curated record. The transcript has 2 exons.
UACAUAUGGCUGCGCCCGGACCUAUCACCGGCCACGGCAGCGCCGCGUGCAGCCAAUCAGAAGCGCUCAUCGCAAGCCCCGCUCAGCGCGGCGGCGCGGCCAAUCAGAGGAGGGGAAGGAGAGCUUUAUUUGCAUACGGGGCUGUGGGGCGUGGCCGCGUUUAUUUGCAUACAGCGCGGGAAUAUUUGCAUGGAGGGGGCUCAUUUGCAUUGAGCGCGGGUUCAUUUGCAUACAAGGCGCGCCCCGCGGGGGUUCCGGACCGGGGAUUCCCCAAAAACCCCUCCGGGACUCCCCAAAAUCCUCCCAAAAUCCCCCAAAUCCUCCCAGAACCCCUCAAAUCCUCCCAGGAUCCCCCCCCAAACCCUUCAGGAUCCCUCAAAGUCCUCUCAGGACCCCCCAGAUUCUGGGGAUCAUCCCUGAGGUGGAUCCUGAAGGAUCCCCCAAAUCCCUGGGAUCAUCGUGGGGGUGGAUCCCAAGGAAUCCCCCAAAUUCUUUGAAUAAUCCCGGGGGCGGAUCCCCCAAAUCCUUGGGAGGAUUCCAGGGCAUGGAUCCCUUGGGAUCCCCCAAAUCCCGGGGAUCAUCCCGGGGGUGGAUCCCUCAGCUCCUGGGAUGACCUCAGGAUGGGAAUCCCAAGGAACCCCCAACUCCCCAGGGCCGAUCCCAGCUCCAGAUCCCAGAUCCUGUCAGAUCCCAUCAGAUCCCAAGCCCAGCUCCCAGCCCCAGAGCCCACCCAAUCCAGCAAGAUCCCGGCCCCAGGGACCACUGGAUCCCAUAGGAUCCUGGCCCCAGAUCCCAUCAGAUCCCAGUGGUCCCCAGAGGAUCCCAUCAGAUGCCACCAGAUCCCAGUCCCAGCUCCCAUCAGAUUCCCACCAUAUCGCAUCAGAUUUCAGCCCCCAAAUCCCACCAGAUCCCCCCAGAUCUCAUCGGAUCCCAGCAAAUCUUGCCGGAUCCUACUGGAUCCCAUAACAUCCCAACACUGGAUCCCACCAGAUCUCAUCGUAUCCUGGCCCCAGAUCCCAGCGGGUCCCGCCGGAUCCCAAUGGAUCCCAUCGGAUUCCACCAAGUUGCGGCCCCAGAUCCCAUCAUAUUCCCCUCAUGUCCCAUCAGAUCCCACCAGAUCCCAUCAGAUCCUGGCCCCACAUACCAUCAGAUCCCACCAGAUCUCAUCAGAUUCCGACAAGAUCCCACCAGAUCCCAGCCCUCGAUCCCAUCAGACCCCAUCAGAUCCCACCAGAUCCCGGCCCCAAAUCCCACCAGAUCCCAUGAUAUCCCACCAGAUCCCAUCAUCUACUCAGGCCAAAUCCCACCAGAUGCCAUCAGGUUCCCACCGGAUCCCAUGAGAUCCCAGCCCCAGAUCCCACCAGUUCCCGUCAAAUCCCGGCUCCAAAUCCCACCAGAUCCCACCAGAUCCCAUCAGAUCCCGGCCCCAAAUCCCACCAGAUCCCAUGAUAUCCCACCAGAUCCCAUCAUCUACUCAGGCCAAAUCCCACCAGAUGCCAUCAGGUUCCCACCGGAUCCCAUGAGAUCCCAGCCCCAAAUCCCACCAGUUCCCGUUGGAUCCCAGCGGAUCCCGUUGGAUGCUGGGCUCAGAUCCCACCAGAUCCCGGCCCCAAAUCCCACCAGAUCCCAUGAUAUCCCACCAGAUCCCAUCAUCUACUCAGGCCAAAUCCCACCAGAUGCCAUCAGGUUCCCACCGGAUCCCAUGAGAUCCCGGCCCCAGAUCCCACCAGUUCCCGUUGGACCCCAGCGGAUCCCGUUGGAUGCUGGGCUCAGAUCCCACCAGAUCCUGGCCCCAAAUCCCAUCAGAUCCCAACAGACUCCAUGA